CUCGGUAGAAAACUGAUCCAGAUAUGCAGGCAUAGUGGAUACUAGGUGAUUUAAAAAGAGGAAAAAGUAAAUGACCUUCACCUUGCAGACUGGACACGUUUUCGGAGUUCAUUGGACUUUAUCAAACAGACGACGAUGGACGAGGGUUUGUUGGAAGGAGAAGGAAAUUUAAAGUCUUGUCUCGAAGACUGGAGUGAACUCAACAAAGAGUUCACGCAACUCGAGGCUUCACAUGACCGUUACAAGAAAGUGCUUGAGGAAUUAUGGGAUGCCCAGAAAAAAUGUCUAUCCGGAAUUGCUCAUCAUCGAUAUCGAAUGAAGCAGAUUACUGAAAAGAUGAAUAGAAUAAAUGAGAAACCCGAGACAGAGGAGGCACUCAAACAGCUGAGAUCUGAGAUGCAGGCGAGGAAGUCACAGUUCAGGGAGAUGGAGGAGUUCUUACCACACAAAAACGGGAUAUACCUCAGUAUUAUCCUGGGCUCUGUCAGUGUUUCUCUUCUGAAUAAGGAGGACAAAUAUGCAUACAAACAUAACUACGAGACAUUCAAAGCCACAGUGAGCUACAUCAGUCUAGCCUUGUCACUAGUUCUUAUGUUUGUCACAGAGUACAGGUGGUUUGAUGCUGUCCUGCAUUUUCUCUUGGUCUGGUAUUACUGCACUCUGACUAUCAGAGAAAACAUCCUGAUAGUCAACGGGUCCAGAAUUAAAGGUUGGUGGGUGACCCAUCACUUUAUAUCCACUGUGUGUGCAGGACUAACUCUUAUAUGGCCAGACAGCUAUACCUACAAAUACUUUAGAGGACAAUAUUUAAUGUUUAGCAGCUAUCUUAGUUUUCUAUAUAUAGUUCAGUUUUUCUACCAGAAGGGGGCGCUCUAUCGAUUGAGGGCACUGGGUCAGCGGCAUGAUAUGGAUAUCACUGUAGAGGGCUUCAUGUCUUGGAUGUGGAAGGGGAUCUCAUUUUUGCUGCCAUUCCUGUUUGCUGGUUAUUUCUUCCAGUUGUACAAUGCCUAUGUACUGUAUAGACUAUCACAAGAUCCCCUUUGUAAAGAAUGGCAGGUUUUGUUCCUGGCCAUUAUACAUCUAAUCCUUUCUGUGGGAAAUAUUACCACAACCUUAAAGGUCGUGAUAGAUAAACUUCGUACAAACAGAAGACAGGAGCUAGCAAACAAGUACAGGUUUAACUCUCACCAGAAGAAAGAGAUGUAGACAUAAGUUAUUAAAGAUCAGCAGGAUGGGAAGUUAGGACAGUAGAGGAGGGGGCCCUGUUAUACCCAGACAAAAGUCUGUCUACUGGACACAGAGGGAGGGAUCCUACGCUGCCCCAGAAUGUGGUUAUGUCAAAAAAUUGUUUUGCUUUAAGCAAGAUAUUAGGCCAGUUUGAAUAGUAUUUUGAAUUUAUUGAGACUACUACAAGUUGAAAAAUUAAAUAAUUUGAUUUAUCUGGAAACAUUUGUACAUUGAAUUUAUUUUUCCCCUUUCUACAUUGCUACAGUAGCCACAAGGUUUUAUAUACAUGAUUUUGCGCAAUUAAACCUGAUUUCAAACCUUCCGCAUGCAGGAUCAAGAUGAUUGCAGUCAUAAAUGCACUUGCAAGAUUCUUAAUCAAAAUGGUUUUAAAAAUAAACAUGGUAAUUCAAGUUUAAAAUAAAAUAUAAUCAUUUGCAAAGAAAAAAUGAUAAAAGUAUUAUAAAGUACAAAAAAACUAGCUAUAGCUGCCUCAGAAAAAGUAAAUGAGUAUUUGACUCUUCCAAUUAAAAUGAUGAAUGUGUUUCACAGUCCCAUUUCUUAUAGUUAAUAAAAUUAUAAAUAGCUGUUAAAUUAUUUCUUUGAUUUUAAGUUGUUAUUGAAAUUUAAUUUAUACUUAAAUGAAAAUUUCAAAAGUUGAAGAAAAGUACAUGUAUAUGAUCUAGGACAUAACAUGAAGACAUCAACACAUUAAGUUUCUCAGCAUAUGGAUCCAAUUAUGGGUUGUGAUGUUAGAGUUCCUUUUAUAUGUAUUUUUUUUUUUCAAAUAAAUAAAUAUUCUAAAUUUAUAUACAUUUAUUGUAUAGUGCAUAAUACUUUAUAAUAUCAAUGUAACAGUUAUGUCUCAUUUUAGAUUAGAAAAAUAAAUAUCAAUAUGGAAUGUAAAAAAUUUAUUGUAAUACUACACAUUUAACAGUCCCCAAAUGAAGCUCUGAGCUAUAUCACAGUGUAGCCAUAAUUGAAAGGUCAUGAGUAUGGGGCAGUGAUGGUGCUAAUUAUUAUUGCUGUUAUGUGCUAUAUAUGAUUGUUGUGUUGUUAUUUGUUCAUUAAAUGAAACUUUUUUACUUAAUAAAAUUUCAAAAAAAUA
Messenger RNA from Saccostrea cuccullata (small rock oyster), 2332 nucleotides. Its product is annotated as ion channel TACAN-like. Lineage: Eukaryota; Metazoa; Mollusca; Bivalvia; Ostreida; Ostreidae. Gene Ontology annotation, cellular component: membrane. The coding region runs from base 136 to 1206 and encodes 356 amino acids. The record is from RefSeq and is a predicted model, not a curated record. The transcript has 12 exons.